AUGAUUUUGCAAUGUAUAAUGUCUCAAACUACACCAGAACGGAUACUUAGUAAUCCAUGGUAUGGCAAAGGAUUUUUUGAGCCAAACCAAUACAAAGUGGCUAUUGAGCGUUGUAAAAAUGGCUCUGAUUCUUGUGGUUUAUUUACCAAAUGCAUUCAACAACGAGUUAACAUUGAACGUGAUUACAUUGGUGCCUUAAAAAAGUGGUCACUCACUUGGCAAAAAGAAAUUCAACGAUGUCAAGAGUAUGGUUCAAAUAAAGCAACGUGGUUUGCAUCAGUUAUUGCCGGUGAACAACAUUCUCACACUCAUUCGGAAAUAGCUGACAAACUUGAAAAUGUUAUUGAAAAAAUAUCACAAUAUCAAAAAGACAACUACAGUAAAUCAUAUAUACAUACGAGAAAAGUGAAAGAAUUUGAAAAGGACUUUGAACAAGCACAAAAAGGUUGGCUGAAAUUAAUACGAAAACUAGAAGAUGCAAAAAAGCUGUCUGAUGAAGCGAAAGAAAAAUUAACAAAAUCUGAGCCAGCUAAUAGAGCCAUACAAAGUGAUUCGGGUGUAUCGGAUGAACAAAAACGUAAAGUAAAAGAAACAGUGGAGACAUUGAAAAAAGAAUCCGCCGCUCAAGAAUCUAAAUUCAAUCAACUAAAUGAAGACAUGAACAAUGCUCGACCGGAGUAUGAAAAAAAUAUGACAACUGUUUUAAAUCGUACACAUGAGUUUGAGAAAAAUAGAUUAGAGUUUUUUAAGCAAAUGUUCCAAGACUAUCAUGAUUCACUUUUUCGAAUCAAACCAGAAAAUCUUGAAAAAGCAUCGACAGAUUUCAAGAAAGCGUUGGAAAGUCAUAAUUCAACAAAAGAUAUAGCAUGGUGGAAUAGCACUUACGGUACUGGUAGUAGUGCGGGUCCAAAGUUUGAAGGGACAAUUAAUACGUAG
This is a messenger RNA of Didymodactylos carnosus, 936 nucleotides long. The record is from the annotation of a GenBank genome assembly. Lineage: Eukaryota; Metazoa; Rotifera; Eurotatoria; Philodinida; Philodinidae.